GACCUCACUUGAAUAACACAAACUUAUUACCCAAAAAAUAAAAAUAAAAAUAAAAAUAAGAAACAAACAAACUUAGUACCAAAAAAUAAAAGGACCAAUUAUGUUGUACCCACAUCUUCCUCUUACCCUAUUCUUCUGUUUCUGCCUGUUUUUCUCCUUUUCAUAUGCUCAUUACAAGCCCCCUUGUGAUUGUUCCUCUGCUCAUAACAAUACCCAUGAAAACAUUCCCACUAACCCUGGUGGUAAUUCUUCCCCUGCUCAUAACAAUACCCAUGAAAAUAUUCCCACUAACCCUGGUGGUAAUUCUUCCCCUGCUCCUAACAAUACCCAUGAAAAUAUUCCCACUAACCCUGGUGGUAAUUCUUCCCCUCCUCAAAACAACAGCCAUGAAAUUCCCAGUAACUCCUCUUCCCCUCCUCAAAAUAACAGCCAUGAAAUUCCAACCAAGCCUGGUAAUUCAUUCCCAGCUCAUAAUAACAGCCAUCAAUUUCCCACCAACCCUGGUAACUCUUCCCCUGCUCAAGAUACUUCCACUAAGCAUAAUAACUAUAUAGGAUGCUUCCACAAGGUCUAUGCUUUUGGAGAUUCCUACACUGAUACCGGAAAUGCUAAAUUAGUGGGUGGUCUCAAGGUAAAUUUCACUCAAAGCACGAGCAUUUCAGCAAAAUCGAAGAAUGGUUUAUGUGAUGGCCAUUUGGUGGUAGAUUUCCUAUGUGAUGCUCUUAAUCUACCACAAUUGCCACCCUUCCAAAGUACCUCUAUAAAUUUCACAUCUGGGGUCAAUUUUGCAAUAGCUGGAUCAACAAUUCUUCCCAAAGAGAAAUUCUCGCUGCAAAAUAUUACUAACCUAUUUUGGAAAGGAAUACCCUUGAACUUUCAAACUCAGAUCGAUUGGUUCAAUAAGUUGAAGCAGCAGAUGGGAUGCACAGAUAAAAGUGGAAAAAGUUGCAAGGCUGAAUUGGAGAAUGCACUCUUCUGGAUAGGCUCUGUUGGCGUUAGUGACUAUGCUCGCAUACAAGGGUCCUCUUUACCUACACGUUGGCUCACACAGCAGUCUGUCGAUCAAGUUAGCAGACUAAUCGAGGCAUUGCUGGGAAGCGGAGCAAAGUACAUCGUAGUUCAAGGCUUACCACCAAUAGGAUGCCUCCCACUACAUAUCUCAUUAUGUCCACUGAAAGCUGCUCUUGAUCAUAUGGGAUGUGCAGCAGCUGUCAACACAGCAGUAAUGGUCCACAACCAGAUCCUGCAAAGGAGAUUGGAAAGAUUCCGUAGAUUAAAUCCUGAUUGUCAUAUCUUAUAUGCUGAUUACUGGAAUGCAUAUCUAACAAUUAUGAUGAACUUAAAGAAGUACCAAUUUGAGGAAGCCUUCAAACCUUGCUGUGGAGCUACAGGAGGACCACUCAACUUCAACUUGCAUUCGUUGUGUGGCUCACCUGGUACUGUCAGCUGCAACAAUCCUAGCAAAUUUAUCAGCUGGGAUGGUAUCCAUCUUACAGAAGCAAUGAAUCAGAAAGUCACUGAUCUUUUCCUCAAUCAAGGCUUCUGUCAACCAUCUUUUAGCGAGCUGGUCAAAAGUAGGAGCGGGAUGUAGAUGGACUCAAUUUAAGAUAGCAAAUAAUACCGCUCCGGACCAAUCCAGAGAGCGAGAUAAUAAUAGGAGUUAUUCUCAGAGAUGUUUCUUCCAUUGCAAGAACGAGAAACUUUACAAUAGGCAGAUUACCUCUUUUAUCAUUAGCAGAUAGACAAAAUUUGUGGAGUACAAUAAAUGUGUUCAACCAAGCUGACACUGUAAAUGCACAUGUAAUGUCAUGUACCAGUUGAUAUAUGUGGUAAUUUAAUGAAGAAUUGGAAAUAUACUCUUCCUUUGCUGAGCA
Molecule: messenger RNA, 1874 nt
Organism: Nicotiana attenuata
Lineage: Eukaryota; Viridiplantae; Streptophyta; Magnoliopsida; Solanales; Solanaceae
Product: GDSL esterase/lipase At3g48460-like
Exons: 3
Coding region: 101-1591 (496 amino acids)
Molecular function (GO): hydrolase activity, acting on ester bonds
Source: RefSeq, a predicted model, not a curated record